Messenger RNA from Daucus carota subsp. sativus, 838 nucleotides. RefSeq lists its product as uncharacterized. The coding region runs from base 109 to 657 and encodes 182 amino acids. The transcript is spliced from 3 exons. NCBI's taxonomy places the organism in Eukaryota, Viridiplantae, Streptophyta, Magnoliopsida, Apiales, Apiaceae. The record is from RefSeq and is a predicted model, not a curated record.
ACCUCACAUACAUUUCAUAGUUUCCUACUAAUACUCAUCAUUUUUGCUCCUUCAAAAACGCAUUUCUUAUUACUCUGAUCAAACUCUUCUACUCAAUUCAACUUCAACAUGACAUCCUCGAUCAAAUUGCAAUUGGUCAUCUUCGUAGCUGCUUCGUUCAUUUUUCAAGCUACUCUAGGUGAGGUUAUAUGCGAGGAAUUGCCAACAAACGUGUGCUCCUUCUCAAUUUCAUCAUCCGGAAAGAGAUGCAUUCUUGAAAACCAGGAGAACAAACAUGGAAAUGUAGAGUACGAAUGCAGGACUUCAGAAGUUGUUGUGGAGAGAAUGGCAGAACACAUUGAGACAGAUGCAUGUGUCAAUGCCUGCGGUGUCGAUCGGACCUCUGUCGGAAUUUCUUCCGAUUCUUUGCUCGAGCCUCAACUCACCGCCAAGCUCUGCUCCGCCGCUUGUUAUCAGAACUGCCCUAACAUCGUCGACCUCUACUUCAACUUGGCUGCAGGGGAAGGAGUAUUUUUGCCCGAUCUUUGCGAGAAACAGAGGACCCAUCCCCGUCGUGCCAUGCUCGAGCUUUUGAGCUCAGGGGCUGCCGCCGGAGGACCGACUUCCGAUCAUUUCGAACAUGAGGUUGCUGCUGCCCCGGCCCCUUCUUCAUAUUAGCUGGCCUGAUUUGUUUUACAAUCAAGCUGCUUAUUUGAUAUUUAUAGUUCUUGUAAUAUAGUGUAUAGAAAAUUAAAAUAAACGCUACAGAUAGGUUCUUUGAUUCAUUUCCUACGGGAAGUUUUGCAUGUUUUUUGUACUAUAUGAUCAUUUAUUUGAAUGAGAUUUACCGGUACGUAUA